Aspergillus chevalieri is the source of this 819-nucleotide messenger RNA. It is a transcript of the gene CAP1, whose product is annotated as F-actin-capping protein subunit alpha. Lineage: Eukaryota; Fungi; Ascomycota; Eurotiomycetes; Eurotiales; Aspergillaceae. Gene Ontology annotation, molecular function: actin filament binding. Gene Ontology annotation, cellular component: F-actin capping protein complex; actin cortical patch. The coding region runs from base 1 to 819 and encodes 272 amino acids. Gene Ontology annotation, biological process: barbed-end actin filament capping; actin cytoskeleton organization. The record is from RefSeq and is a predicted model, not a curated record. The transcript has 7 exons.
AUGUCUACCGUUGAGCUGGCCUCUUCGUUCAUUGAGGGUGCCCCGCCAGGCGAGCUUCCCGAUGUCGUUGCCGAUGUCAAGGCCCUGACCUCCGAAGAGGGUGACCUCAUCCCGUCGCUCGCCCCCGCGUUUGAACGAUACAACGAGACACAAUUGACAACCGUCAAGCUGCCGGGGGCUAGUCAGGAGGUGAUUGUGAGUGGGUUCAACAAGUUGGAGGGGAACAGGUACUUUGAUGUGGAGAGUCAAACUUCGUUUGAGGUUGACCAUGUCACGCAGGAGGCGUCUGAUGCGCAGUCGUAUGUUCUGGAAUCGCAAAAUGCGGACUUGAUCAAAUCCCUCCUCAAAUCUCUAUCUGCACAUGCCACCGAACACUACCCCAACUGCUCUUACGGAGUGUACCCGACAGAGAACGACUCUUCCGUUGCCAUCCUACUCGUCGCGAACCGAUACUCGCCGAACAACUUCUGGAACGGCCGAUUCCGCGCAAUCUACACAAUGCCCGUCUCCGAGCCGACCACCGUGACCGGCAAAAUCCACGUAGACGUGCAUUAUUACGAAGACGGAAACGUUGCCCUCAACACCACCAAGCCCGUCAGUGUCUCGAUCUCCUCUCUCUCCGCGGAGACCAUCAUCUCACGCAUCGGGGCCGCGGAGCGCGACUACCAGGAGACUCUUAACCGGGCGUUUGUGCAGAUGGCCGAGGAGGCGUUUAAGAACCUGCGGAGACAGCUGCCCAUUACCCGGCAGAAGGUGGAGUGGGAGAAGGUUGGAGGGUACCGGUUGGGACAGGACAUUUCGGGUGGUAAGGGGCGGUAG